CAGCUCCACUCAGAUCUCUUCUGAGGGGUUGCAUUUCAUCACAAUAUAAAAUGGGCAAAUCCAUCACUUUCCUCCACUCCGUGCUCUUGACUCAAGAUUGAAGGGAAAAUUAGGAGCUGCUCAUUUGGGCUGGCAGGCUCAGCUGUGCUGUUCAGCUCUCUGACGCUCUCCUGUGUCCUGUUGGAAAGGGUCAACAAGUGCUGGGGAGGGCACAGGGAAGCAGAGGCUGGCGUCACCUUCUGUUGCUAAGGUAACGUGCUCUGGCCAUUUUAUCUGAUAAAGGAAGUCCAGUGGAUGGAAUGCAUUAUUCAUCACUGAUCUAAUCAAACAAUCAAAACUGUUUACUUUCACCGGGAAUAUUUAGUGAGAUCAAAGACACCUGGCUGAAACUGCCCUUGUUGGAUUGCUGACAGUGAACCCUGGAUAUUUCUGCAGCAUUAAAGUGAACAUUUUCUCUUGGAAGUCUGUGAUUGAACCUCCAGGAUGGAUUAUCCCAAAAUGGAUUAUUUUCUGGAUGUCGAGUCUGCUCAUAGACUUUUGGAUGUGGAGUCAGCUCAAAGGUUCUUCUACAGUCAAGGAGCUCAAGCUCGCCGGGCGACCCUGCUCCUGCCUCCCACAUUAAUGGCGGCAUCUUCGGAGGAUGACAUAGACCGGCGGCCCAUCCGGAGAGUGCGCUCCAAGAGCGACACGCCGUACCUCGCCGAGGCCAGGAUCUCCUUCAACCUGGGGGCAGCUGAGGAAGUGGAGAGGCUGGCGGCUAUGCGUUCUGACUCCCUCGUGCCGGGCACCCACACCCCACCCAUCCGGAGGAGAAGUAAGUUUGCCAACCUGGGAAGGAUUUUCAAGCCUUGGAAAUGGAGGAAGAAGAAAAGCGAGAAGUUCAAGCACACAUCAGCCGCCCUGGAGAGGAAGAUCUCGAUGAGGCAGAGCAGAGAGGAGCUGAUCAAGCGGGGCGUCCUGAAGGAAAUCUACGACAAAGAUGGGGAGCUGUCCAUAUCAAAUGAAGAUGACUCCCUGGAAAACGGGCAGUCCCUAAGUUCCAGCCAGCUGUCUCUGCCUGCACUGUCCGAAAUGGAGCCAGUCCCGAUGCCCAGGGAUCCCUGCUCGUACGAGGUGCUCCAAGCUUCAGACAUCAUGGAUGGACCAGUGUCUGAAGAGAGUCCCUCUGCCAGUGAAUCUGGAGUCCUCCUGUCCCAAGAUCCUUCAGCCAAACCAGUCCUGCUACUGCCCCCCAAAAAACCUGCUGCUUUCUCUGGAGACCAUGAGGAGACCCCAGUGAAGCAGCUGUCCCUUCUCAAGCAGCCCCCGGCCCUGCCUCCCAAACCCACUGCCCGGAUUGCCAACCACUUAACAGAUCCUGGCGCCCCUGUGAAAUUGCCUUGUCUGCCAGUGAAACUGUCGCCUCCGCUACCUCCAAAGAAAGUGAUGAUCUGCAUGCCCGUAGGGGGACCAGAGCUCUCCCUGGCAUCCUAUGCAGCGCAGAAGAGUGGCCAGCAGGGUGUGGCCCAGCACCACCACACCGUCCUGCCGUCCCAGAUCCAGCACCAGCUGCAGUAUGGCAGCCACGGCCAGCACCUGCCCUCCUCCACCGGCACCCUCCCCAUGCACCCGUCGGGCUGCAGGAUGAUAGAUGAACUGAACAAGACACUGGCCAUGACCAUGCAGAGGCUGGAAAGCAGCUCGGAGCAGCGAGUCCCGUGUUCCACCUCGUACCACAGCUCUGGAUUGCACUCGAGUGACGGUGUCACAAAAGCAGGACCUAUGGGCCUUCCGGAAAUCAGACAAGUGCCAACAGUUGUGAUUGAAUGUGAUGACAAUAAGGAAAACGUGCCUCACGAGUCCGACUACGAAGACUCUUCUUGCCUCUACACGAGAGAAGAGGAGGAAGAGGAAGAGGACGAGGAUGAUGACAGUUCAUUGUACACCAGCUCCCUGGCCAUGAAGGUCUGCAGAAAGGACUCAUUAGCCAUCAAACUCAGCAACAGGCCCUCCAAGCGAGAGCUGGAAGAAAAGAACAUCCUGCCCAGACAGACAGACGAGGAGAGGCUGGAGCUGAGGCAGCAGAUCGGCACCAAGCUCACCAGGCGGCUGAGCCAGAGGCCCACGGCAGAGGAACUGGAGCAGAGGAACAUCCUGAAACCUCGGAAUGAACAAGAGGAACAAGAGGAGAAAAGAGAGAUCAAGAGGCGGUUAACACGAAAGCUCAGUCAGAGGCCCACGGUGGAAGAGCUCCGGGAAAGGAAGAUCCUCAUCCGCUUCAGUGACUACGUGGAGGUGGCUGACGCUCAAGACUAUGACCGCAGGGCAGACAAGCCAUGGACCCGCCUCACUGCUGCCGACAAAGCUGCCAUUCGGAAGGAGCUCAACGAGUUUAAAAGCACUGAAAUGGAAGUCCAUGAACUGAGUAGGCACUUAACAAGGUUUCACCGACCUUAGCAGUGGGGUUCCUCCCGAGCGCUCUGCUGGCUUCCAAACAUAAGUCUGUAAGAACCAUAAGUGCUGGCAUUAUUCACUUCCCGUUCCGGUGUAAAUCUUCUGAACUGCCUUUUUUUUUUUUUUUUUUAAAAGAAGAAAAAUAAAAGGAAACAAUCAGGAUUCUAUGUGCAAAGACAUGGCGGUGACCAGUCCACGGUCAGAGCUGCUGGUGCCACUUCGGGUACCAACGCAUGUCCCACUGUGCAGCUGGGGCCCGGGCCGAAGACCUCCCAGAGUCGGCAUGGCCUCAUCCUCUCCUUCCAGGCCCAGCAGGCACCCCGUUCAUCCAGCUCCAACACUCCCCUUCCUCAUGCACAUGGGACUGUCACCUGCAUCCAGAGCAAGCGGAGGCGGUGGGCUUGGCCUUGGAGUGACUGUGCAGAGCUGGAGAUCUGGCUGGCCUCCUGGACUCGGCACUAGUCCCAACGUGGCAUCUGGUUUCAGGGUCCCCAAGGAGGGUGAUGCUGGGGGACACUGCACCCUCGGUUGCCCUCUUCUGGGGUGUGUGUGGCUCACUGGUCCCAGCAUAUGGAUAGCUGUGACAGGCUGACUCUGGGUAGUCCCUGUCCCCUCCACCAAGGGGGAGCUGCUUCCCAGGAGGCUGUGGUUUCCCAAGGGAAAAUUGUCACCUUCUCAGUGCAGAUUCAUUCACUCAUGCAAGUUCAGAAAGCUCAGUGUCAUGGGUGAUAUAACACCACCGCUAAGGAAUCCCCUGGUGUUUAUGCAUAGGAGCCGAGGACCCUGCAGGGGACAGAAAGGCUGGGCCCAGAAACUCUGCUUGGCCACUGUUUUUAAUCUUCCUGUGUACCUCUAGGCCAGCAGUUGCGUGGCUUGGAAGUUAAUGACUUCAGGGUAUAGGGCCAGUGUGUGGUGGCCAGAAACCAUUCCUGGAAGAUGGGCUGGAAGAGGGGCUCCAGGAGCCUAGCCCUCCAGCACCACUCAGUGGCCUUCCACUCUCCUCUCUUUGCACUAGGAAUUUCUCUGGAAAAGCUCAGAAUUUGCCAUGUGCACUGUGGGGCAGACACCAGAUGCACCUGCUCCUGGCCUUCCCUCCGCAACUGUCCCAGGAGAUUCCUCCCCUUCUCCUGAGAUACUGGAUGAGCGGAGAUGUGGCUCCAACUGUCCUGAGCCCCAGAGCCCCAGAAAAGCAAUGCUCUGUUAACAGAGACACUGAGGGUUGGGGUGCAAUGGGGGAGGGACAUGCACCCCAAGCCCUAAGAGGUACCCCGAAGUAGCCUGCUGCAGGGUUUCUUGCUUUUCUUGCAGACCUGGCUCUCAGGCUCUCGGGGCAGGGCUCUGCCUGGUCUCCUCUGCUGGCUCCAGAGUCACCAGGUUAUUCUGGGUGAUGACUUACUCUCUACCACACAUGCUCAGCAUCAAGAAGAUGCUAGCCUGGCCACCCUGGAAAGAAUCAAGUCCUCACCCCAAGCCCAGCAGGAGCCAGUCUUAGGACACAGCACCCAGCAAGCAGGCCCUGGAAUUCCCUGGCUCCAGGGAAGCCCUAACCCAGGAGCCUGGGAGAUUUGUAGAGAGCCCAGGGCAGCUCUGGGGACAGCACCCCCAGCCGCUGUGACCUCCCGAGGUCCAGAGCUAGCCGGCCUCUGCCCAGCCCCAGAAGGACCCCAUCGCUAGAUCUCUUUUUUCCCCCUUUGUUGUUUUCUUUGGGUGUUGAAUCUGAAUGGUUCCUGUAGUCAGAGAGGUAUUCAGGGAAAACACAGUCAGGAUUUUAGCAUGGCUGUGAAUGCAUCUUCCCAAAAGGCUUACUGGCAUUUGAAUGUGCAAAUGGUAGAACGGAAGACUCGUGCUUUCUCGCUGAACAUCCUGAGGGCAGGUGGGGCCGGCAAGUGUGCGUGUGUCCCAGCCAGGUCAUCCACCAGGCCAGGCCUGGCCCAGGGCUGCACUUCCCCUAGCUCACAGCUGAGCCGCAGCUGGCACCUGGAGCUCAAGUGUGACUGCCCUGACAGCUGGGCUUUUCCUGGCCAGGAGUGAGUCCUAAGGGAACUCAGUCCUUAGAAGUCACCUGGACUUCUCCCCUGCUGGGCGUGGUUCUGGGCCCUCAGGUUCCCUGGGAAUAGAAGGCUCCAAGGGACCUCCCCACAGGCAGCCACCAGCCAGCACAUGUGCCCCAGGAGCCCUGGGCUUGCAGCCCACUUGGUGCAUAAAGAGAUGGAGGGCACUGUUCACUCCUCUCCCUGCAGGGCACCCUUCUCAGAAGUCACCGCUGAGUUAGGGGUGCACGUCCCACACCCUGGGAAGUCACCUGCCUUUGGGACUGGCUAUUUCUAAGCAGUUCUGUUGACUUAGCACCCUCUGUGGCCUGCAGGCUGGGGCCUCUUCUGUCUCUGUCUUAAAACCUUGAGGUCUCUAGAAAGAUCUCUCACAUUUCUUUUGGCCAUAGUCUUGUGACAACAGAAGCCAUCUGUGUUACUUUCCAAGAUGAUAAACUGACAUUAAUUAGGUGGCUUAAAAAAGAAAAGAAAAAAAUAGAUGGGCUUAAAAUGCAUUUCUUUAAACAAAAAAAAAAAGCCUACAGUUUUCAAGCCAGGUUAUUUCUGAGUGCAUACAUCCCCAACUGAGCAAUAUGUCAUAGAAUUAGGGGGAGAGGGAAAAUUUGAAAUAUGUCAAAUCACGUUUCCCUCUCAAAGUAAGACAGCAAUCCAUCUCCAUCUCAGUGACUGAAGAGACUGCAGCCGGCCUACCUGCCUUUUCCAAGUUCCUGGUAACUUCAUCCCAAA
Cavia porcellus (domestic guinea pig) is the source of this 5210-nucleotide messenger RNA. RefSeq names its product phosphatase and actin regulator 1 (gene Phactr1). The coding region runs from base 484 to 2436 and encodes 650 amino acids. Gene Ontology annotation, biological process: cell motility; stress fiber assembly. The record is from RefSeq and is a predicted model, not a curated record. The transcript has 16 exons. Gene Ontology annotation, molecular function: actin binding. NCBI's taxonomy places the organism in Eukaryota, Metazoa, Chordata, Mammalia, Rodentia, Caviidae.